GUGGUGCUGGUCGGACGUUUUAGUGGGAAUGACCGCGCUCAGCGUUCUGGAAGGAGCCCCUGCUGCUGCUGCUGCUGCUGCUUGCUAAAAGAGACAGCCAUGGGUCGCCGCUAUAAAGUUUAUCGGCCAAUUGCUGCUAUGGCUAAGAAGAUCCGUGAGUAUCGGGCCCUGAAGAAUCGUCCUCGGGACUCCCAGCGCUAUGCCCUGGACUACGAGACGAUGACCCGUCCCUUCACAGGCAAACGGCUGCCUGUCUUGGCCUGGGAAGAUGUGAGGAAUGAGGAACGGCUUUUUAGCCUCUUGAGCCAAUUGCACCACUUUGGCGUCGGGCGCAUGGUCACACGUAAAUCCUGGCUGUGGAAGUAUGAUGAGCCUUGUUACUGGACCAUUACCAAAGUGAAGGUAGAUUAUACAGCCGAGAAUAUGGAUCAUGGAAAAGCCUGGGGAUACUUGACAUUCAGAGGCAAGACAGAAAAAGAAGUAAAAGAAAUCAGCAAGGUUAUGUAUCAUGAUUGGCGCAUGGUACCAAAACACGAGGAGGAGGCCUUUAAGAAAUUUACACCAGUGGUGGUGGAAACCAUUCGUUAUGUCCUUUAUCCACCAUUGCUACGGGCCAUGAUACUGGCACAGAAGCAGAAAGAAGGUAAAUUGAGUACAGAAGAGCCCAUGAUUGAUCUAAUGCGACGGCGUUCCUUCCUAAAGGAUCACUUCAAAAAUACUAAGCAGCAAACUGAAGGGACACCAGUUUGAAGAUCUUAAGACUGUGUGCUUGUUUUCUUUGUUCAAAAAAGCGACCCUUGGAAGGUAGUUCAGUAUGUUUCACAGAGAAUAUAUUAUGAUAAACGUGAGUUCAGAAAGAUGUUAAUAAAUAUUUUAAAGAUCCUCACUUGUCUAGACCCGUACCUGUGGCACCUAAGCAUUUUUGCUUCAAUCUAUGACCAGGGCUUGCCACUAGACAUCAGCAAUAAUGACAUUUCAAGGUCCUUAGGUUUGUUUAGUGUAAUGAUCAGCAGUUGGUUGCAAAUCAGUUUGGUCUGCAUUUAAUGUGUUUUUUUAAAGUUUCAUCUUCAAAUAUAUCUGCCAAGAGAAUUACUUUUGUGCCCAUUAUUGGCAACUGUUUCUUGUAUUUAUUUUAUUCUAUUUUUGAGAAUGUUGAGCAAAAACGUCUGGUCUUCAGAGAGAUUUUAUUGACUGUCUCUGUUUUUCUAGUACUUUCAACUAGUUUGGAUAAACCAAUCCUAGUUUCUUAAACCGUGGAACUUUGGAAACUACUGUUUUCAUUGUUCAGCCUAUGCAGUGUGUUGCUUAUGUAUCCAAACUGAUAUUGUCUUCUCAGGAAGGAACUACAGUUGGCCCUUCUUAUACAUGGAUUUUUUAAUAGACAGAUUCAAGCAUCCAUGGUUUAAAAAUGUUAAAAAAAAGUAUAAAUUUCAAAUAUCCACCCUUGAUUUUCCAUUUUUAUAAGGGAUACCAUUUUGCUCUUUCAUUAUAUUUAAUGGGACUUGAGCAUCCAUGGAUUUUGUUAUCCACGAAGGAUCUUGGAACCAAACCCCAGCGUAUAACAAGGGUCCACUGUAUAGUACACUGGGGAACCCCAAGGUUUUUGGAAGUUAACAAACAUCUGUAGGAACAAGAACUUUUAUGUUGCACAGGAAUGAAGGUGAAGAGGAUCUGUAUAAGUCUAAAAAGUUUAAUUAAAAAUGGACCAAAAAACUUGGGUCAACUUAUCCACCAGUUAGCGUAAGUACUGUUCUUGAACUCUUAUCGAAAAGGAAUCAUCCCAAAAGGAGAGAACUUAGUUGGUCCUGGGAGCACCUGAAAGAAACACCAACCCUCUCUCUGCUGUGAUGCAGUUUCUUACCUACAGGGAAGUUUCUUACCUGUGCAGGGAAAUGAGGUUAGUGGCAGCUCUUUGGCGCUUCCCUUCAAAGAAGCUCCAAAAGGAAUCGGGUUUAGAAGGAUUUGAAUAAGACAUUUCUUAAUGUUUGCCAGUUUUUCUGGAUUAAAGGCUACAAUAAUUGCUAACACA
Messenger RNA from Sceloporus undulatus (fence lizard), 2029 nucleotides. It is a transcript of the gene MRPS34, whose product is annotated as mitochondrial ribosomal protein S34. Lineage: Eukaryota; Metazoa; Chordata; Lepidosauria; Squamata; Phrynosomatidae. The transcript has 4 exons. The record is from RefSeq and is a predicted model, not a curated record. Bases 100 to 750 code for a protein of 216 amino acids. Gene Ontology annotation, cellular component: mitochondrial small ribosomal subunit; mitochondrion. Gene Ontology annotation, biological process: mitochondrial translation. Gene Ontology annotation, molecular function: structural constituent of ribosome.